This is a messenger RNA of Anisakis simplex (herring worm), 2682 nucleotides long. Lineage: Eukaryota; Metazoa; Nematoda; Chromadorea; Rhabditida; Anisakidae. The record is from the annotation of a GenBank genome assembly.
AUGAGCGUCCCUCUGGCAAUUGAAGGUAUGGAUGCGUUGGCGUUAGCUCAAGAGGGUGAACGAUUGUGCCGUGAGUACAAUUUCAAAGCUGGCAUAAAGUAUUUGGAACUGGCCCUGGAGAAGAAGAUAGAUCUUGGUGCAGAUAGUGUUGAAGCUGUAUCGGCAAUAUAUUCACAGCUUGGUAAUGCCUAUUUCGGAUUGCGCAAUUUCCAAAAAGCACUGGAGUAUCAUCAACUCGAUUUGAAAGCUGCCAAAUUUCUGAACGAUCGUAAUUCAUUAGCAAGGGCAUAUGGCAAUAUUUCUACUACAUAUAAGACAUUAGGUGAUUUUGAUAGUGCAUAUGAUAACGCGGUGGUUCAUUUGAAGGUGGCUAGAGAGUUGAACGAUAAGGAUUCGGAAGCGCGAGCACUGUUCAAUAUUGGUUCAAUAUAUCAGAGUAGUGCGAAGUCAAGAGUGAAAUCCGUCACAUUUCACCGCAACCCAUCGAGGCCAGUGGCUACUGACAAUCGAAACAUUACGUCCGAUUUACAUAUGGCCAUUGAUUGUUAUUUACAAAACCUGAAGAUUAUCGAAGCAAUGGAUGAUCUUGCAGCGUGUGGUCGUACAUAUGGUAAUAUCGGUAAUAGCUAUUAUAUGCUGGGUGCUUACGAGACUGCAAUCGAAUAUCAUAAUAAGCGACUCGAAAUAGCUCGGCAGUUCGGCGAUCGUGCUGCCAUGAAGCGCGCUUACACAAAUCUUGGUAACGCACAUAUAUUCCUGUCACAGAAUGCAAAAGCCCUCGAAUAUUACAGAUUGGCACUUUCGAUGGCUACUGAAUUAUGUGAUGAGGUUUCUGAAGCGCAGUGUUGUUUCAGCCUUGGCUCUGCGAGCGCUAUAUCCAAAGAUUUUUUAACAGCUGUUGAAUACCACACACGUCAUCUGAAGUUAGCACGGAAAUUAGGCGAUCGUUGUGGAGAGGCACGUGCGUGUUUGGCGCUGGCUGAAGUCUACACUGAGCUAGGACAAAUCAAGAAAGCCAUCUAUUUCUAUAUAUUGAAUAUCCAACUUUCAGUUGAAGUGAGUUCAUCUAAUUUCAAUUAUUCAAUCGAUUUUACUCGAGUUGGUGAUCACUCAAGUGAAGUAAAUACUCGUUUAGCAGUGAGUGAUAUGAUAAAGAAUAUCAACGCGGCAAACGAUGAUAAUAAUGAUACUGUGAAUGACGAAGGUGCAGCAACUGAUAAUAAUGACAGUGAUGACAUCAGUAAAAGGUCAUGUGCGCCAUCAGUAUCUUCGACCCGCAAAGAGUGUCAUUUGGAUGAUAUUAUCGAUUCAUCCGGUGAUCCGUCGCCGCAACCUUUGAAUCGUCUUUCAGUUUCAUUACAGUCUUUGUUGUUCACUGAUCGAAAUACGAAUAAUGAUUGCGGCUUAUCAAGGAAUACAGCUAUAAAUACAUCAACUUCUACACUCAACGACUUGCAAAGGCCAUCCGUAAUAACUUUAGAAGAUGAUUUUUUCGAUAUGUUAACGCGAAUGCAGUCCAAAAGGAUCAAUGAACAGCGUUGUGAUCCAAAUAUUUUGACUGAUCUCACCAAUCGUUCCAAGGGCAUCGCUCGGCAGUCUGACUCUCUUGUGUGCGGUGCAGAAGACAGCACAGAACGUCAGAAAACGAGGAAUCGUUUAUCGGUAAUAUUCGGACGAGUCAGUGAAGCAGCACGUCAUACACUACGGCAAAAAAACCACAAUUCUGCUAAUCAGACUAAGCGAAGCAAGCAUCGUCAACGAACGUUGUCUGCAUCAUCAAGAGUCAUGCUCUUCGAUCCGACAAAGACGUCCACUCCACGCUUAGUACUUGCACCAUUCAGCAAUGAAAAUCAUGCCGCUAAUGGUGACGACUUCUUCAUGAACUCGAAUGUUAGUGCAAAUGAUUCCAUGAAUACAACCGCUCUUCAUAGUCACUCGUUCGUACUAACUCCCGUCACCAAAAAGGAUUUCAAACUGAAGUCGUCAUCGACGAAAUUAUCACGCAGUUUCGAAGACAACUUAGAUAUAUCAUCAUCAUCAUCAUCUCAAUUUGCCACUCAUAAAAGCACUUCGGAAAUACGAACGGACCUUCAUCAAAACCAAACUCGUUUUUCUAAAUCACGUGAAUCUGAGCAAUCAGAAGCAGCAAAUACGGUCACCUCAACCAGUGAGCCCAACACGGGAUCAAAGGAAAUUCUAUUUCGAAGGCCUUUAUUGCCACCAGCAAGAAAACGAGACCAACGCAUUCAAAAUGUGUCAGGCAUGAAUGUCUCUUCAUUUAAUCGCUCCACAACUCAAUCGCAUAACACCCCAUCUGUACCUAAUAAACGUCGCAAUGGUGCCGAAGAUAUGCUGGAUUUGAUAGAGAGUCUUCAAGGACGUCGUAUGGAAGAACAACGAGCACAUCUGAGUGUCAAUGCUGAAUCUGUUUCGGUAUCUGAAAGUGGCACCGACGAACCGAAAGAAACCAGUGAUGAAAUAAGAAAGAGUGAACGGUCGAAAUCGGAAGAUGCACAUAGUCUUUAUGAGAUGUUGUUACGAAGUCAAAGCGAUCGAAUCAAUGAGCAACGCAGCGAAUUGCCGAAUACGAUCCCUGAUGAAGAUAUCUCACAAAUUGUUAUAACGAUGCAAAAAGGACGAAUUGAAACACAACGAGCUCAGCUGAAACCGACAUCUGAAUGA